CUUUAGUUUUUUUUGCUGUUCGUCAAUAAACACCAGAAGAAGAACUUAAAACAAAGGCGGUUCACUAAACGACGGGAAGCUGAAGUCUCCUCCUUAUCACAUGACCAUGAGUUUCUCUCCUCAUCCUCCCAAUUUCCCUGGGUGCAACAGUAUCCAGGAGCAGAGGGACUGCUGGGAGAGAAAAUGCAGUCGAGUAGCCAAAGAGUUGGUGCAGACAGAGCAACACUACUGCCAACAGUUGGAACUUGUGACCACAGUCUUUGUGGAAAUCUUGAAAGCCAAAGGAACCUUAAAGGAGGAAAUUAGAGAAGGAAUCUUCAGUUCCAUUAAAUCCAUCCUUUCAAUGAAUCAAUCAUUGCUGGUCCAUUUGCAGAAUGGUUACAUUGGGAAAGGCCUGGAACAGUUCUGCUCACAUUUGCACCACUACAACACCUAUGUGGACAAUAUCUACAAUGCUAACAAAGUCCUUGGGAUCCAGCUGAAGAAAAACAAGGCCUUCAGACGUUUUAAGAAACUACAAGAAGCCCGACCACAGUUCCACAACCAAAAGCUAGAGGAUCUACUCCAACUUCCAGUUCAGCGAAUUAAUCAGUAUAAGUAUUUCCUACAAGACCUGGCUGCCAACACAAGUCCAGACAACCCAGAGUUUGAACAGUUUUCAAGGGCUGUAGCUGCCAUGUGUGACGUCUCCCAGCGUAUCCACGACAAUGCUCAGCGCCAUGAAAACCAACUGCAGCUUUGUAGAGUGCAAAAACUGCUGAAAGGGCGAAAGACACGGGUGUUGGCUCCAGGAAGAUGGUUUAUCCGUGAGGGUUGGCUGAAGAUCGUUCCUCCAAAGGGCUCUGAGGCGAAGCCAAAGAUGUUCUUCCUGUUCUCUGACUUGCUGCUGCAGGCGAAAUGCUGUAGUCCACUGUCUCUCUCCAAUGGUGAGAAGUUUGUAGGACAGCAUGCCUAUCCACUGCAAGACGCUGCUGUUGAAAAGGUGUUUGGCCACACCAUGGGCCAUGGAGGCCUGCUCAGUUUAACCUUCCCCAAAGUGAAAAUACUACUAAUGUCCAGCAACCAUGAUGACCUCAAUGACUGGUAUCAGUGCUUGAGCUCAGCUAUCAGAAAGCUCCAGUCUAAACAGCCAGUCGUUCUUCAGAGAGAUGAGCUGUGUUACAGACCUCUCCACUCUGCUCUGGACCACACCAAUCCAGUCAGGAAGACAAACAUGACUAGCAUUGUGUCUGCAGCUCCCCCAAGAGGAUAAAGCAGUCUGGUGAUGAAGAGCAAAGGGUUAAAAUGUUUAUGCCCAGCAGUGCAGAAGCCUUCACUUCCAACUGCCUGAUUCUCUGAUGGAUUUCUUCAGUCUCAAAUGAUUGUGGUGGCUUGUUGCUGCACAACGUCCACUCAUGCUGUCCUCUGAGUGACAUACAGGUGCGCUGUCUAUGUCACCCAGAUAUAUUUUUUCUUACUUUGACUUUAAAGCGUUUUAUUAUUACUAACUUCAACUUUCUCCCUUCUUGGGAUAAUUUUACUAUAGUGUUCUGUUACCUACAUAAAAUAUGAUGGAGUUUUAACUGUGAGAUCCUACUGCUGCUACCUUUUCCAGACAGUCAUGUAAAAGACAAUCAUAAGAUAGUGCUAUACAGUAUGUUUAAUUAUCUACAACAGCAUAAUAUUAUUUUAUUAUUUUACUCCUUUGCUUGAUUAACUUGAUCCAACUUAUAUCUGUUUCUGUGAUCUGAUGAGGAAUGUAUACUUUUAACUUGAUCUAUAUGGAUUCCAAAUGCCAGAGACUGCUGGCUGAUGUGUAAAAUGCUACCAUGCUGUUGCAACAGGCUGCAGGAUAACUGCUCACUAAGUGCACACUAACCUCUGUCUUUCCCUCUUCUUGAAAGUUCCUUUUAUUGGAUAAUUCUGUAUCUGUCUGCAUCCAGGCAAAACAACCUGGUCAACACAUAUGAAAUGUGACCUGCAAAGUUUUUUUCUCACUUUAAGCUUUAGUCCUACCUUUUUACAGAAAUUCUACAAACUCUAUUACCGCAUUAACUCUAUUCUGAUUAUGUUGCACACUAUUUUACUCUUUUUUAUUUUUUAUAUAUAUAUACUUUUUUGCUACUGAACUUUCCAUUUAAAACCUGUUUACCUGGGUUUCAAAUUCAAACUGUAAAUGAAAGUUGUAAUUUCCUCCUAAACAUUAAAAUAAUAAAACAAGCUUACAUUUA
Messenger RNA from Girardinichthys multiradiatus, 2210 nucleotides. It is a transcript of the gene arhgef39, whose product is annotated as Rho guanine nucleotide exchange factor (GEF) 39. NCBI's taxonomy places the organism in Eukaryota, Metazoa, Chordata, Actinopteri, Cyprinodontiformes, Goodeidae. Gene Ontology annotation, molecular function: guanyl-nucleotide exchange factor activity. The record is from RefSeq and is a predicted model, not a curated record. Gene Ontology annotation, biological process: positive regulation of cell migration. The transcript is spliced from 12 exons. Bases 101 to 1252 code for a protein of 383 amino acids. Gene Ontology annotation, cellular component: plasma membrane.